This is a messenger RNA of Syzygium oleosum, 2139 nucleotides long. Its product is annotated as GDSL esterase/lipase At5g03610-like. NCBI's taxonomy places the organism in Eukaryota, Viridiplantae, Streptophyta, Magnoliopsida, Myrtales, Myrtaceae. Gene Ontology annotation, molecular function: hydrolase activity, acting on ester bonds. Bases 691 to 1764 code for a protein of 357 amino acids. The record is from RefSeq and is a predicted model, not a curated record. The transcript is spliced from 5 exons.
UCCAGCUUCCAGAUUUGACAAUUCAAGAAACUGGUGACUAAUCUCUUCAUUUUUGUCCAACAUAGAUGGAAAAACCGGUAGAUAGAAGGUAGACGGAAAUGAAUCGCCACCUUCUAGGCGCCGAGUACUUACUACACCUUGCUGGCGAUAAACCCUUGCGAAUGUGUUCAUUUUAAAGUAAUUCACGAACGCUUGACUACAAAAUAUCGCUUGGCCAAAAAAAAGUUCAAAUGAAAAAGACACAAUCCGGUCAGGAGUGUGUACUAAACUUGGAACAUCGCGGACAUAUUCCGGAACCAAUUUGGGCAAGUAGUGGGGAAUUCUGGGAGUUGCAUGCCUGACCAGGAAACAUGGUUUCCCCGAUUUUGCAAGUCUGAACACCGCUCAACCACAUUUUGUUGGGAGGCCCAGUGCGUGGCAUCUGCUUGUAUACAGUGAUGUGGCAGAAUUGUCAUUGGCUGUUGCAUAGGGUCACUUGUUUAAUUGACUCUUGUAAUCUACCACAUCGGUAAAUAUACAGUCGUAAACCGAUCGGCAUACCUGGUAUCGCUCGACCAACCAACAUGCUAUUAGUAGUAGCUUCCCAAUUAGAGGGAAGUCCUCGUCUUUAAUGUCCCUAUUGAAGCCAAGAGGAGAUUGCUUAUAUAAAUGCGUGGCUAAGAGAUUAUUUUGCUCUCUCCAGCUCCUUUGAUGGAGAAGCAAAGAGUUUUGCUUUUCUUCUGUCUCCUUCUCCCCUGCUCUUCUUCUUUCCUUCCUUGGGUCUCUUCUUCAGAAGGUGGCCUAGAGAAUGUGUCUCCGAAACGGCUGUUCGUUUUCGGGGACUCCUACGCCGACACCGGAAACACCGAGAAAUCGAGUGGCGCGUGGCAUCUGCCUUACGGGGCCACUUUCCCUGGGGAACCGUCCGGCCGCUUUUCGGAUGGCCUUGUAUUGACUGAUUACGUCGCAUCAUUUUUGGGAAUAAAGUCUCCUCAGCCUUACAGUUGGAGAAACGACGCAAACCAAACUCUGCUGCAACAUGGAAUGAACUUUGCGUAUGGAGGGACAGGCGUGUUCGACACCAUGGCCAGAGAACCUAACAUGACCACCCAAAUCGACUAUUUCCAAAGCUUAGUUGAACAGAAUGUCUACACCAAACAUGACCUCAGUUCCUCCGUCGCUCUGGUCUCGCUUGCCGGGAACGAUUAUGCUGCUUUUGCUAUGAAGAAUGCCAACCAAGAGGAGGAGCUACCGUCUUUCAUUACAUCGGUCAUCGACCAGCUUGUCCACGACCUGAAGCGCAUCAAAGGCUUAGGAGUCGGUAAGAUAGCGGUCACAGCAUUGGAGCCACUGGGGUGUUUGCCUCAGCUCACUGCUGUCUCUUCGUUCAAGAAUUGCAGCUCAAAUUGGAACUCCAUAUCUCGGCUUCACAACCACAAGUUGCACCGAUCUCUGCAAGAGCUGAAGAAGAACGAGAGCGUGACGGGGUCAUCGUCGUCGUGGUCGUCCGCUCUUGUGGUCUUGGACCUCCACAGUGCUUUUGUCUCUGCUCUCAGUAUGCUACGACACCAAUCGGGCAACUCAAGUGAGAAUCCAUUGAAGCCAUGCUGUGUUGGUGCGACAGAGGGUUACUCAUGUGGCAACGUAGGCGACAAAGGGGUGAAGAACUACGUGUUAUGCGACCAUCCAGAGACGUCGUUUUUCUGGGACAACAUCCACCCUUCUCAGAAUGGUUGGCGCACUGUUUAUUCUUUCCUGCGUUCUUCUCUCUGCCAUCUUUUGUAACGGUAGAAGACAUUAUAUAUGCAUAUAUAUGAGUAAUCAUCUAUCAAUUAACCCACACCAAAAUAUCAGCCAAUUUCUGGAUUGAACGGCCAGUAUGAUUGAUGUACGAAAUCAAGUACCAAGUGUUUCAAGCUUUUGUGCUGCUUAUUAGACCUUUGGAUCAACUACUUUUGGCCAGAAACCCAUGCAUACUAUUGAAAAGCUUUGAACUCCCAUUGCAUGAGUAAUACUAGUGAACAAAGAAUCAUUUGUUCAAUUAUAUAAUUGCUUUCCCUUGGAUGCAAUUGGAAAGCAUUAUUAUUUGGGGACAUUGAUGUAAGAAUAUACUUAAUUUCUUGUUUGUUUGAUGCGAAAUAAUCACGAUCUUUGUAUGUA